Messenger RNA from Staurois parvus, 351 nucleotides. Lineage: Eukaryota; Metazoa; Chordata; Amphibia; Anura; Ranidae. The record is from the annotation of a GenBank genome assembly.
CUGAUAGACGGCACUGACUGGCAUCACUUCUGGGCACUGACUGGCGGCACUGACUGGCACAACCCCUGGGCACUGACUGGUGGCACUGACUGGCAGCACUGCUGGGCUGCACUGGUGGGUGGCACUGGUGGGCAGCACUGGUGGUGUGGGCACAUGUGGGUGGGCACUGGUGGGCACAGGUGGGUGGGCACAGGUGGGUGGCACUGCUGGGCACCGAUCAUCAGGGCACUGAUCAUCAGUGCCCUGAUGAUCGGUGCCGAUCCCCGCUCUGACAACUGCCGGUUCUCGGCAGUACUUUCCUCACGAUCUGACAGCGUGAGGAAAGUGCAGCCCGAGAACCGGCACUUGCAU